Messenger RNA from Aspergillus affinis, 729 nucleotides. Its product is annotated as FAD-binding oxidoreductase. Bases 1 to 729 code for a protein of 242 amino acids. The record is from RefSeq and is a predicted model, not a curated record. The transcript has a single exon. Gene Ontology annotation, molecular function: FAD binding. Lineage: Eukaryota; Fungi; Ascomycota; Eurotiomycetes; Eurotiales; Aspergillaceae.
AUGCCGAGCCUCUCGGUAUACACUGAAGGUAGGCAUUAUCAAGACUGUCUCGAGCUAUACAACCAUGCGCUGAAAAAGCAACCACUGGUCUGCGCCCGGCCGCGGACAGAAGAAGAGGUCUCACACCUGGUUCAAUUUUGCACCGAAGAAAAGAUUUCCUUUGCUGUUGGCUCAGGCGGUCAUGACUUCUUCGGCCGCUCCGUAGUCCACAAGGGCAUUCUCAUCGACAUGCGCGAUAAGGAGACGGUCAGCGUCGGGGCGGACCGAGCCAGUGCACGCGUUGAUGGCGGAGUGAUCGCCGGCCACCUGCAGGAAACCCUCAAUUCUCAUGGCCUAUUCACCUCUACCGGACAGGCAAAAUCCGUGGACUAUGUCUCAUGGGCAUGUGGCGGAGGGUACGGCUUCUAUGUUGGAACAUACGGGUUUGGGGUCGAUCAGAUCCUUGGGGCUCGGGUGGUUUUGGCCGGGGGGCGCGUCGUUGAUACCAACGAAGAUUCAGAAUUACUAUGGGCACUCCGCGGCGCUAGGACUAGCACAUUCGGCAUCGUCACGGAGCUUCGCGUGAAGGUAUACCCAGUGCCUAAACUAUACGCUGGCUUCCUAGCCUUCCCCCUCGCUGAGGCCGCAACUGUCAUGGACAAGAUUGAAAAGCUCUUAGAUGAUGAUUUUCCCGAUGAGUUCAGCGGAGAUGCCAUCGCCGUAAAUCCUGAAAUGGCUCGACGCCGGUAG